AUCUCUCGUCCCACAGCAUCCGGUACUACCAGACAGCGACCACCACCCCUAUCUCCUUCCGCGCCGCAGCGCGUCACGUGCCGCGGACAGGGGUCAAGCCAGGCCAGCUAGCGCCCACACGACGCCGCGGUCACCAAUGUCGGCGGAGGCGGGGGCCGGGGCGGGCGGCAGCGCCCUGCGGUGGCGGUUCUGUGGCGUACUCCCCGCGGUGGUCGCAGCGCUGCCGCUGCUGAUAGCACUCGCGCUGCCGACGGCGGCGGCGGCGGCGGCGGCGGGGUCUGGGUUCAGGUGCCGUCCGGGCUCCCGGCCGGUUCUGUUCAACUUCGGCGACUCCAACUCGGACACGGGCGGCAUGGCGGCGGCCAAGGGGUGGCACCUCACGCGCCCGGAGGGCCGCGCCUUCUUCCCCCGCCCCACCGGCCGCUUCUGCGACGGACGCCUCACUGUCGACUUCCUCUGUGAAAGCUUGAACAUCAGCUAUUUGAGCCCAUUUUUGAAGGCGCUGGGUUCCAAUUACAGCAAUGGUGCAAAUUUCGCAAGUGCUGGUGCAGCAACACAACCACGAGAUGUUCCAUUUGCGUUGCACAUACAAGUCCAGGAAUUCUUGUACUUCAGAGAUAGAUCCUUGGAACUCAUCGAUCAAGGUCUGAGUGGUCCAAUAGAUGCACAAGGGUUCCAAAAUGCUUUAUAUAUGAUAGACAUAGGACAGAAUGAUGUAAAUGCUCUUCUGUCCAACUUGCCCUAUGAUCAAGUUGUUGCCAAAUUCCCACCAAUACUUGCUGAGAUUAAGGAUGCUGUUCAGACUCUGUAUAGCAACGGGAGCCGAAACUUUUGGAUACACGGGACAGGGGCUCUCGGUUGCCUGCCUCAGAAGCUUGCCAUACCGAGGAAAAAUGAUAGUGAUCUUGAUCAGUAUGGCUGUCUCAAGACCUACAACAGAGCUGCAGUUGCAUUCAACUCAGCGCUGGGCAGCCUUUGCGAUCAACUUAGUGCGCAGAUGAAUGAUGCAACGAUAGUGUACACCGAUCUGUUCCCCAUCAAGUAUGAUCUUGUUGCCAACCACACUAAAUAUGGCUUCGACAAGCCGCUCCUGACAUGCUGCGGGUACGGAGGGCCUCCGUACAACUACGAUUUCAACAAGGGCUGCCAAUCUAAGGAUGUGACGGCCUGCGACGACGGCUCAAAGUUCGUCAGCUGGGAUGGCGUGCACCUCACAGAGGCCGCCAAUGCCGUUGUGGCCAAAGCGAUACUGAGCUCCCAAUACUCCAAACCCAGUCUCAAGUUUAAUCAGUUCUGCAGGGCCUGAUACUUGUUCAUACCUGAUACUGUACCUUUUAGUUUAGGCAAAUUACCUGGAGAUAUAGCUGGCACCUCAAAAUCUAAAAGCGUGGAGAUGGUUGCCGGAAUUGAUUAUCUGGUUCUAUUCAUAAUAUAGGGGAGAGUGAAGUCAAUUGAAUAUUAAUUUGGUUUCCCACCACAUGAUGCCACCUGAAAUGAGUUGCCUGUUUGAUGAAUGCAUUGGUGAAUCGUCAGCUAGAAGGCCUGUUUUGUUUGACUAAGAAAUUGCAGGAGAGGAUGAAACAUUGUUGGUCCGAAUGUCCCUUUGAAACAGUCAUCAACAUUUAUACGAUUUGAGAUCAUAAUUGGGUCA
This is a messenger RNA of Setaria italica (foxtail millet), 1651 nucleotides long. RefSeq names its product GDSL esterase/lipase At1g09390. Gene Ontology annotation, molecular function: hydrolase activity, acting on ester bonds. The transcript is spliced from 5 exons. Lineage: Eukaryota; Viridiplantae; Streptophyta; Magnoliopsida; Poales; Poaceae. The record is from RefSeq and is a predicted model, not a curated record. The coding region runs from base 137 to 1306 and encodes 389 amino acids.